Lagopus muta (rock ptarmigan) is the source of this 1238-nucleotide messenger RNA. Its product is annotated as outer dense fiber protein 3-like. Gene Ontology annotation, cellular component: cytoskeleton. Lineage: Eukaryota; Metazoa; Chordata; Aves; Galliformes; Phasianidae. The transcript has 7 exons. Bases 121 to 876 code for a protein of 251 amino acids. The record is from RefSeq and is a predicted model, not a curated record.
GCUGCCCGCAGCCGCUCGCCGUGCCCCGUGCCCGAGAGCAGCCCCAGCAGCAGACUAGCUCAGCCUCGUCGCGCUCGUCCUCCAAGGCUCACAGAGGUUUGGAGGCACGCGCCUGCCGGCAUGGACGGAGCCUGGGUGGGGACGUGGAGACCGCAUCGCCCGCGCGGCCUCAUCUCGGCCCAGUUCCCCAGCCCCGGGCCCCAGUACUCCAUCCCGGGGACAACAGGUUUCGUGGGCCACAGCCCCACCAAAGCCCGUGCCCCCGCGUACACGUUUCACGGGACCAAGCUGCCUGCGGCCGAGAGCUGCGGGCCAGGUCCCUGCUACUUUGUGCAGCCCGCCAUCACCAGGAACGGGAAGCAAGUGGCUCCGAGCGCCCACCUUUGUGGACGCCCCACGACGAAGACCACCGUCACCCCCGGACCCAGUGACUACCGCACCGAGGCAGCCAACAGGCACAUCUUCAAGUGCCCACCGGUGCAGUCCAUGGCCUUCCGGCGGGAGCCCCUGCGCACAGACCGCCCUCCAGGUCCGGGCACCUACAACCUGCCCAAGCUGAUGGGCCCCAAUACAGCCUACACGGCGGCCAGCCCCUGCUACUCCAUGAGGGGAAGGAGCCAGCGCGGCCGCUUUGACGAAGACCUUGCCAAGACUCCGGGUCCCGCGGCGUUUCCCAAGGUAGCUGUGGACGCCUACAAGACCAGGGCGCCCGCAUACACCAUGGCGGCCCGACCAAAGCCUGCAGAGGGCAAAGCAGUGAAGCCCGGGCCCGCAGACUACAACAUAGGCCGGGUGACGCUGAUCAAGCCCCGGGCGCCUGCAUCCACUUUUGGAAUCCGGCAUUCCCUCUACACAACCCCUCUGAUUGUGGAAUAAAACAGCCACGUCUGGAAGGCCGCCUCUGCUUUCCUGGCAUGGGAGGGAACGGGAAGACACCAAUCAACUGCCGGUUUCCACUUGAUUCCAUUUCCAUCUAUGGAGUUGAUGCCAUUUCCAUCUAUGGAGUUGAUGCCAUUUCCAUCUAUCGACUUGAUGCCAUUUCCAUCUAUGAAGUUGAUGCCAUUUCCAUCUAUGAAGUUGAUGCCAUUUCCAUCUAUGAAGUUGAUGCCAUUUCCAUCUAUCGACUUGAUGCCAUUUCCAUCUAUGGAGUUGAUGCCAUUUCCAUCUAUGGACUUGGGCUUUUGCCCAUUUUACUUGAACAACUGUUAGCAAUUGGAGUAAGUCAUCAAUAAAACCAA